GUUGUAUUGCUGCAAUCCCCACUGUCACUCUCUCUGUCCACAAUGUCGAGCGACAUUGUAUUUAGUUGCAAGUGUUCCAAUCAAAGACUAUUGCGGCAAGAUAAGAUCUGCAUGCGAUUGGGGCACGCGUGCCGGUUACCCCCGCUUUACACGGGCUUUCCCCCUGGCUUUCGCGGCCCAGCGUAUUAUGCAACGUAUUUGAACGUACUGUACUAGAAAUCCUAGUACGCUGUAUUAAUACGCGUAUUAUGGACAGAGGGUCACGUACUAGGCAACCCUGAACGCAGUGGCAUGCACUACUGUGAAGAUGCGGCUUGGUCAUGCACAGCCUGCAGCAGUGCGCCGCGGCGGCAAUGCGCCGGGCCGCCGGCGUACAGCCUGGCGGUGGUACGAAUAUGCGGAGCGAAGGGAGAUGGCAAGGCGCCAAGACCACAAGGAGGCGACCGUGUGCCGCAAGCAGUUUGGACCGGCAGGUGUCUGGUGAGUGGUACGCAGGAGAGCAUAGCUCUGGCUGAUUGGAUGUGUUGUGCUGAGACCGAGUCAACACCCGGAUUUGGCUGUCAUCCUCAGCCUCUC
Chlamydomonas reinhardtii is the source of this 576-nucleotide messenger RNA. RefSeq lists its product as uncharacterized. The record is from RefSeq and is a predicted model, not a curated record. The transcript has a single exon. Lineage: Eukaryota; Viridiplantae; Chlorophyta; Chlorophyceae; Chlamydomonadales; Chlamydomonadaceae. Bases 308 to 484 code for a protein of 58 amino acids.